Molecule: messenger RNA, 789 nt
Organism: Eimeria necatrix
Lineage: Eukaryota; Apicomplexa; Conoidasida; Eucoccidiorida; Eimeriidae
Product: SAG family member
Exons: 4
Coding region: 1-789 (262 amino acids)
Source: RefSeq, a predicted model, not a curated record
AUGUUUCAUUGGAGCCUAUCACUUCUCAGCACUUCGUUCUUGGUGCUGAGCUCCUCAACUCUAGGUACCUCAUCAGGAACUGUCCCAACGAUCAAGUACACUGCAAGUCUUGGGGAAAGCGUCGAGUGUCUUAGCGAGGUCAACGCUGCGCGUGAGGCGGCUGGGCUGCCCAGCUUCGCAGAGGCAUCAGAUAACAACAAAUUGAAUGAUCCAAAGACUGAAACAGAGCUACAGGAGGGCAGCGAUUGGAGAAAAGUUUGUGAACAUUUGAUUCCGACGGACGCAACGGAAGCAAUGACUGGGCGCACCUCAACAAAGCCCUUUGAAAAAGGAUUAUAUGCUUUCAAGUCCCUAGAUGACGCGGAACCCAAUUGCAAGGAGACAGUUGAUUACUGGAAGGCUGCCUUCAAAAAUUUCACCGGGCUUCCGCCACCAAAGACUGAAGACGAAGCACUCUACAAAGAUCAAGACAACGUUUCUUUUGUAGCCCUCUACAACCCCUCAUCUAGUGCCACUGCAGACUGCCGAGUCGUCACCUGCACUCAAACGACUACCACUACUCCAGUUGACGGAGUGGGCUCAACUUAUGUGGGAGGCGGAACUACAAAAAAGGGUUACGCGUUGAUUUGCAAGACGAUGCCUUCUGCUUUUGGAGAUGACGGCUCUGCUUUGUUCACGCAGGAGCAGUGGGACAGGAUCAUAUCUUCCCUCACAGGCUCCGCAUCGACAGCAGUUCCAAGUUUUGUUGCUCUUGCCAUUGUGACAUUCGGCAUCGCGACUUUAUUGUGA